AAUUCACAAUUCAGUUAAGUCAUAGUUUGUUAAUAUUUUGCAUCCAUCCCUGACGAGUACUGACACUAGUGAUGAGGUAAUUAUUGACAGUAUAAUCAGUGAGGACGGCCCCUCGUGGAUGCGUCACUCUCUCGUGUGAUCUCUCAUCGUUAUGAAGGCUCGCUCUGCCGGGGAAAAAAUUCAAACCGUUUCCAGGAUGCACGGGAGAGUCCUCCGUGUCCAAUCAUAGCUGCAGCCCGGUGGGCGGUGAAGGAGGAUUUCAGAUCCGGAUAAAUAGUAGGAGACCCACGGGCUGAAAUCCUGAUCGCGAGCGUCUGGUGUAGCUGCUGCUGUGACCGCGUGCUAGAGAUGGAAACGAGCCUGGACAAGGUGCAGAAGAAACCCGUCCGCCUCAUCGCUGCCGUCUGCAACGACAUGGGGAUCGGGAAGAACGGGAAGCUGCCCUGGCACCUACCAUCUGAGUUCCAGUACUUUCUGAACAACGUCACACGGGUCUCUAAACCAGGAAAGAUGAACCUGAUGGUUUGGGGCAAACUGUGCUGGUACUCCAACCCAGAAACUCUUUUCCCAAUUGCCAAUAACCUGCAUGUGGUGCUGAGUAAGACACUAAACACAGUCCCAGACCACGCCAACUUCCUGUGUCAGGACUUUGAGAGUGCCAUCCACCUCGCUACUCAACCCCCCCUCGCUGAUCUAAUCGAGACCAUCUGGGUGGUUGGGGGGACGCAGGUCUACGGGGAGGCGUUGAAGCACCCGUGGUGUGACUUGGUUUACCUCACAGACAUCAUGGCCGACUUUGACUGUGACGUCUUCUUCCCCGAGUUCGACAGAGGAAUGUUUAAAGAGCAAGAAAGAUUUCCUGGAGUGCCAAAUAAAAUCCAAGAGGAGAACGGCAUAAAGUACAGAUUCCAAGUUUUCAAAAAAGAGACUGCUGAAGCUGUUUAGAUUGCCUCCUCGUCAUCAUCACUCUCAUUCCAAACUCUGUAAAUAUAAAAUUAUUCUUGUUGCAUUGAAAAAGUCUGAGCACUGUGAGCACAGACACUUUAUCAACAUGUUUAUAUGUCUAAUCUUAGAGCUAAUUCCCCCACCACUGCAGCUGGAGAGACUUUUAUAAGAAACAAAUAUCAUCUCGGCACUCCUCCUCCUCCUGAGUGAUGGUGCUCAGUAAAUGUGCCUUAAGUGAGUUGGGUUCUUUUCUGAGCCUGUUAGACAGAACUAGUUUAGAUGUUGUGGGUAAUUUCUCCCAUGAUGCACUCUGAUCAUGGACCAAAUCUUGUUUUUAAAAGGGUUAGAAUUAUAACAACAUAUUUAUGAAAUGUGAUUGUGGGGAUGUUUUUUACUCUAAUAAAAACGAAUCAGUUGUUCAUUUUUUUAAA
Messenger RNA from Notolabrus celidotus (New Zealand spotty), 1376 nucleotides. RefSeq lists its product as uncharacterized. Bases 349 to 945 code for a protein of 198 amino acids. Gene Ontology annotation, biological process: dihydrofolate metabolic process; glycine biosynthetic process; folic acid metabolic process. Gene Ontology annotation, cellular component: mitochondrion. The transcript has 7 exons. Lineage: Eukaryota; Metazoa; Chordata; Actinopteri; Labriformes; Labridae. Gene Ontology annotation, molecular function: NADP binding; dihydrofolate reductase activity. The record is from RefSeq and is a predicted model, not a curated record.